Messenger RNA from Melitaea cinxia (Glanville fritillary), 1785 nucleotides. It is a transcript of the gene ChT, whose product is annotated as high-affinity choline transporter 1. The coding region runs from base 1 to 1785 and encodes 594 amino acids. Gene Ontology annotation, biological process: transmembrane transport; acetylcholine biosynthetic process; choline transport. The transcript is spliced from 9 exons. Gene Ontology annotation, cellular component: plasma membrane. The record is from RefSeq and is a predicted model, not a curated record. NCBI's taxonomy places the organism in Eukaryota, Metazoa, Arthropoda, Insecta, Lepidoptera, Nymphalidae. Gene Ontology annotation, molecular function: choline:sodium symporter activity.
AUGAUUAACAUAGCGGGCGUGAUUUCGAUCAUCCUCUUUUACGUCCUCAUCUUGGCCGUGGGCAUAUGGGCGGGUCGCAAGAAACCAGCUGGCAAUGAUUCCGAGGAAGAGGUCAUGCUGGCCGGGCGGUCCAUUGGGCUUUUCGUGGGCAUCUUUACUAUGACAGCGACAUGGGUGGGCGGCGGCUACAUCAACGGAACGGCGGAGGCGAUCUACACCUCUGGUCUGGUGUGGUGCCAGGCGCCCUUCGGGUAUGCACUAUCGCUUGUGUUCGGUGGAAUAUUCUUCGCGAACCCGAUGCGCAAGCAGGGCUACGUGACGAUGCUCGACCCGCUGCAGGACUCGUUCGGCAGCCGCAUGGGCGGAUUGCUGUUCCUGCCCGCGCUCUGCGGGGAGGUGUUCUGGGCGGCCGGCAUCCUCGCUGCACUAGGUGCAACACUGGCCGUGAUCAUCGACAUGGACCAACGCACUUCUGUGAUCUUCAGCGCUUGCGUCGCUGUCUUCUACACCUUGUUUGGAGGCCUGUACUCCGUUGCCUACACGGACGUCAUUCAGCUGUUCUGUAUCUUCAUCGGACUCUGGAUGUGCAUACCCUUCGCGUGGGCUAACGAGCACGUGAAGUCGCUUGGCUCAAUGGAGGUGGACUGGAUCGGGAAGAUAGACCCGGACUACUACUGGUUUUACAUAGACUAUGGUCUAUUGCUCGUCUUUGGAGGUAUUCCUUGGCAGGUUUAUUUUCAACGCGUACUGAGCAGCAAGACGGCGGGUCGCGCACAAGUAUUGUCGUACGUAGCAGCGAUCGGUUGUAUUUUCAUGGCCAUCCCGCCCGUGCUCAUCGGAGCCAUCGCUAAGGGCACUGUUUGGAACGAGACAGCAUACAACGGUCCAUUGACCCCAGACGGGGAAUUGACUUCCGACCAGACGUCUAUGAUUUUGCCUCUGGUUUUGCAACAUCUCACGCCGGAUUUCAUCUCGUUUUUCGGACUGGGAGCCGUGUCUGCCGCUGUGAUGUCCUCUGCUGAUUCCAGUGUACUGAGUGCAUCGUCGAUGUUUGCCAGGAACGUUUACAAACUAAUCUUCCGACAAAACGCGUCGGAAAUGGAGAUAAUCUGGGUGAUGCGUGUGUCCAUCCUCAUAGUGGGUGUGCUGUCCACUAUCAUGGCGCUCACCAUACCUUCAAUUUACGGAUUAUGGUCAAUGUGCUCGGAUCUGGUCUACGUGAUCUUGUUCCCGCAACUGCUGAUGGUAGUACACUUCAAGAGGUACUGUAACACUUACGGCUCGCUGGCGGCGUACAUCGUGGCGCUGCUAGUGAGAUUGUCUGGUGGGGAGAAAAUGCUCGGUCUACCAGCUCUCAUCCACUACCCGGGCUGGGAUGCUGAGACGGAAGUUCAGCUGUUCCCCUUCCGCACAAUGGCGAUGGUACUGUCGCUCUUCACCCUGGCCUUCAUAUCUUGGCUAUCAGUAUUCUUAUUCAACUCGGGAUACUUAAGUCCAGAAUCAGACUAUUUCAACUGUGUCGUGAAUAUUCCUGAAGAUAUUCGGCGAGUUGACGAGCCCUCUGAAGCUGGUGAGCAGAUGUCAGUGUUAGGCGGUGUGCCAGGACGCUUGUAUGGAGCCGCUUCCACACUCGUUGGACCUGAUGAGAAGUCGGGCAGAAUCAACCCGGCCCUGGAAACUGACGACGAUGACCUCGACGAUCCCAACGACGGCCCUACCCCUCUCUUCGGGAACAGCAACGCUCCCCCGCCGGUCCAGCCCUUCGGCAAACAGACGGCUUUCUGA